Messenger RNA from Chrysemys picta bellii (western painted turtle), 16192 nucleotides. It is a transcript of the gene ABTB3, whose product is annotated as ankyrin repeat and BTB domain containing 3. The record is from RefSeq and is a predicted model, not a curated record. Lineage: Eukaryota; Metazoa; Chordata; Testudines; Emydidae. Gene Ontology annotation, molecular function: protein heterodimerization activity. Gene Ontology annotation, biological process: SMAD protein signal transduction.
GCCCCAGCCCGUUCCGCUCCCCUGGCUCCCAGCCACGCCGACGGGUGAGUGCGGGGGGCGGUUUCUCCCCCGCCCCCCAAGGCUGGGAGCCAGGGGAGCAGAGCGGAGCGGCCUGCGGCCGGGUCACUUUACUUCCCACCGCCCCCUGAGUGCGGGGUCGGACUGGCUGCCCUGCACGCACCGGGCGGCAGGAAGUGGAGCGACCCAGCCCAACCCGCGGAGGCCUGAGUCCCACACAGCCCCCCCCCCGGGGGGGGGGGGGGCUGCGUAGGGCACCAAAAUGGCUAAGGAGGGGCCUGGCCCCAGUGCGGGGGAACCACUGGAGCAGAAAAUACUCUUACAAGAAUUCGCAGCUGCUGGAUCUGUUUUAGGCUGGUGGUUUCUAAUUUCUACUACCUGCUAAGGACACAAGCCUGAGGUUUAGGCUAUUCUUAACCACACAAAUCACUACCCAGGCCGGGAGCUUUCCCUCCUCUGGUUUGGAGAAUCUACAUGGCUCCUGUGAGUUUUUUCAACAGCAAAGUUCAACAAAAACAAAUAACCAGAGAGAGACAAAAAAAACCCAGGUCCUGGUAACAGGCCCAGAGCUGUGGGGGCUGCCUGGGCUCUGGGUCUCGAUUCUCCAUGAAUUCCAAAGGGUGAAGCUCGACUCCCUCAUUUCUGCCGAUAGGGAGGAAACAAGUGGGGGGGGGGGGGAGAAAGGGGUGAUAUAAUUAGCAUAUCCCAACGCUAUUGGCUCGUUCCCGAUCUGUUUUACAUAGGCCCGCCUCUUCCCCACUCCCUCCUCCGGCUGGCUGGCUGGGUUUUGCGGUAUAGGGCUGCCUGCUAGUGCAGUGCAGUGAUCGGCGAGGGAGGCUGGCGGCGGCGGCGCUGCUGCUGGAGGCGGGGAGAAGGGAACAUUUAAACACUUUUAUUUUUCCGGCGUUCUUCCGCCGCCCGGCUGGGAGUGGGGCUGCCGAGCCCCUCCGCGGAGCUGAGCCGGUGCGUGGGCCGGGAAGAGGCUUUGGAAGGCGCAACAAAGUGGCGAGUGGGCUCCGUCUCGUCUUUCCAUUCCCCCUCUGGUUUCCUGCGGGUGCAGCAUGAAGUGCAGCUAUGGCAAGGCGAGGUAAGACAGUGGUGAGGACGCUGGAAGAUUUGACCCUGGAUUCUGGUUAUGGUGGUGCUGCGGACUCAGUCCGGUCCUCCAACUUGUCCCUGUGCUGUUCGGAUUCCCACCCGGCUUACCCCUAUGGAGGAAACUGCUGGCAGCAUCUAGCUGACUCCAUGCACAGUAGGCACAACAGCUUUGACACUGUCAACACGGUCCUAGUGGAAGACUCCGAGGUGCUGGACUGCUCGGGGCAGCAGUGCUCCAGGCUGCUGCCUGACCUUGAGGAGGUCCCUUGGACUCUGGAGGAGGUGGAGGCGCUGCUCCUGCUGCGGCACAGGGAGCCCCGCGGGCCGGCGGCCACCCCCGCUAGCCCUGCCAGAGAUGCCCUGGCCAAGCUCUCCUCCUUGGUCAGCCGGGCGCUGAUCCGGAUCGCCAAGGAGGCUCAGCGGCUGAGCCUGCGGUUUGCCAAAUGCACCAAGUACGAGAUCCAGAGCGCCAUGGAGAUCGUCCUGGACUGGACGCUGGCCUCCAGCUGCACGGCGGCCGCCCUGGGCGCCCUCUCCCUCUACAACAUGAGCAGCAGCGGCGGGGACCGCUUCAGCCGGGGCAAAUCCACCCGCUGCGGGCUCACCUUCUCGGUGGGCAAGUUCUACCGCUGGAUGGUGGACAGCCGGGUGGCCGUGCGCAUCCACGAGCACGCCGCCAUCUACCUGACCGCCUGCCUGGAGAACCUCUUCCGAGACAUCUACGGGCGGGUGAUGGCGGGGGGCAGCGCCUCGGCCCACCCGCACCCCAACCGGGGCUCGGGCUCCGGCUCGGCCGCCGCCGCUGGCGCGGAGAAGGACAAGGAGAGCGGCGGCGGUGAAGCGCCCAAGUUUACGGUGGAGGCUCUGGAGCAGACGGUCAACAACGACGCGGAGCUGUGGGGCUUGCUGCAGCCCUACCAGCACCUCAUCUGCGGGAAGAACGCCAGCGGUGUUCUCUGCCUGCCAGACAGUCUGAACCUUCACAAAGACCAACAAAGGUCAAAUAAGCCUGGCGAAGUACAGAUGUUUAGCCAAUCAGAGUUAAGGACCAUAGAGCAAUCCUUGCUCGCUACCCGGGUGGGAAGCAUUGCCGAACUCAGUGAUCUGGUGUCUCGAGCAAUGCAUCACCUCCAGCCACUCAACUCAAAGCAGCAUGGCAACGGCACUCCAAUGCACCACAAGCAGGGAUCACUAUACUGGGAACCCGAGGCGUUGUACACACUCUGUUAUUUUAUGCAUUGUCCACAGAUGGAAUGGGAAAACCCUAAUGUUGAGCCUUCAAAAGUCACACUGCAGAUUGAAAGGCCAUUCAUAGUGCUGCCACCCCUGAUGGAAUGGAUAAGGGUUGCUCUGGCUCAUGCAGGGCACCGUCGCAGUUUCUCUGUGGACAGUGAUGAUGUACGGCAAGCAGCAAGGCUCUUACUACCUGGAGUUGACUGUGAACCUCGACAGUUAAAAAUCGACGACUGCUUCUGUGCUUCUCGAAAACUGGACGCAGUAGCCACAGAAGCUAAAUUCAAGCAGGAUCUGGGAUUCCGAAUGCUGAACUGCGGCCGAACGGAUCUAGUUAAACAGGCCAUAUCUUUGCUGGGGCCAGAUGGAAUUAACAGCAUGAGUGAACAGGGCAUGACUCCACUGAUGUAUGCUUGUGUCAGGGGUGAUGAGGCUAUGGUGCAGAUGCUACUAGAUGCUGGAGCAGAUUUGAAUGUUGAGGUUGUCAGUACUGCUCAUAAAUAUCCAUCCGUCCACCCCGAGACCCGCCAUUGGACAGCUCUGACAUUUGCUGUGUUGCAUGGACAUAUUCCUGUAGUUCAGCUAUUGCUGGAUGCUGGAGCAAAGGUAGAAGGUUCUUUAGAGCAAGGAGAGGAAAAUUACUCGGAAACUCCUUUGCAACUGGCAGCAGCUGCUGGAAAUUUUGAACUGGUGACUUUGCUGUUGGAGCGAGGUGCUGACCCCAUGAUAGGAACAAUGUACAGAAAUGGAAUUUCCAUGACUCCACAAGGUGACAUGAACUCUUUCAGUCAGGCUGCUGCACAUGGACACAGCCUUCCAGAGGAACGUAGAUGCAGGAAUGUGUUUCGUAAGCUGCUUGCUCAGCCAGAGAAAGAGAAGAGUGAUAUUCUGUCCCUGGAGGAAAUACUGGCUGAGGGAACUGACUUGGCAGAUGCUGCACCAGCUCCUUUGUGCGCCAGCCGCAACAGCAAGGCCAAACUGAAAGCACUGAAAGAAGCCAUGUAUCACAGCGCCGAGCAUGGAUAUGUGGAUGUCACUAUUGACAUAAGGAGCAUAGGAGUUCCAUGGACGCUACAUACAUGGUUGGAGUCUUUGCGAACUUCCUUUCAGCAGCACAGAAGGCCUCUCAUCCAAUGCUUGUUAAAGGAAUUUAAAUCCAUUCAGGAGGAAGAGUACACUGAGGAGCUCAUCACACAUGGGUUGCCUUUGAUGUUUGAGAUACUGAAAGCAAGUAAGAAUGAAGUGAUAAGUCAGCAACUGUCUGUCAUUUUCACUCAUUGCUAUGGACCUUAUCCUAUUCCAAAACUUGUUGAAAUCAAACGAAAGCAGACCUCUCGUUUAGAUCCCCAUUUUCUUAACAAUAAAGAGAUGUCAGAUGUUACAUUUCUGGUGGAAGGAAGACCAUUUUAUGCGCAUCGAGUGUUACUAUUUACUGCAUCCCCAAGGUUUAAAGCGCUGCUAUCUAGCAAACCCUCAGCUGAGAACACUUGUAUUGAGAUCAGCUAUGUGAAGUACCCCAUAUUUCAGCUGGUUAUGCAGUAUCUUUACUAUGGCGGUGCAGAAUCACUCCUAAUUAAGAAUAAUGAAAUAAUGGAGCUUCUCUCUGCUGCUAAAUUCUUCCAGCUUGAAGCUUUGCAACGACACUGUGAGAUCAUCUGUGCAAAAAGUAUAAACACAGAAAGUUGUGUGGAUAUUUAUAAUCAUGCCAAGUUUCUCGGAGUCACAGAACUAUCCUCCUAUUGUGAAGGCUACUUUCUAAAAAAUAUGAUGGUCCUCAUUGAAAAUGAAGCUUUCAAACAGCUGUUGUAUGACAAGAAUGGAGACACGUCUGGUCAGAAUGUACUACAAGACUUACAGAGGACGUUGGCGACACGGAUUCAGUCAAUUCAUUUGUCUUCUUCGAAGGGCUCCGUUGUAUAAAGGUCAGGAAGGAGAUCGCGCUCAGAAAAGACACUGCGAGUUCAGGCUCCUGUUGCAGUUGCUUAAAUGAACAUACAAAAUUCUGCUUCACAUUGGAAUAUAUUUUUUUUUGUUGGCCAAAGGUGCUGCUUUUAGGCUGCAGCCUCACUUAGAUGAGGGAAUACUGUACAUAUGGCUCCUACCCAUUUUUGAGAAACAAGGAUAUAGCACUAUUCUGUGAAUUACUGGUAUGUUCAAUUCUGAACGCAAAAGUGUGGUCUUGGAGCUAAUGCCAACAAAAGCCAGAACUCACCAAUGAACAGCAGAAGCCUCUGCCUGAACAAAGAUGCCAUGGACCACUUAAAAUGACAAAUGGGUUAUUUAAGGUUAUUCUGCUCCACCAUGUUAUACAUUUAAGAACUGUACUGUACCUAUCCCAGAGUCCAUUCUAUUGUGCAUUUAAGAAACGUAAGAUUUGUUAGUUGCUGUUUCAUAAGGGUCAACUGUGUUAGAGAGUUGGUAAGACUGUUAUAAAUGAGGAAAUAUACUGGCAAAUUUUUAGGGGUGGGAACUUUUUAAAAUUGUUCAUAACAAAUGGGGUGGCCUUGUAGUUUAAAAUCUAUUUCUUAAGCUUAAAAAUUCAUUUUUGACAGAGUUGUGUUUGCGAAUCUAUGUAACAUGUUUUGUUUUUUAAAGGCACACUGUGUAAAUACUGUAUACAUAUGAGCAGGUUUUGCUUGUAUUCUUUCCUAAGGUGGUAUAAUCUUGCCUAAAUGGUUAUGGUUACACCAAAGAGGUACAUUACCAAGACAAUAUCUAAUACAGUAGUUGGGGAAUAAAAAUCUGCAUGCUAAUUGUGAUUUGGGGUUAAAAACAAUAACAAACUCAACAUGCAUUUGCAUGGUAACUGUACCUGUGAAAUGUUAUGUUUGUGCUUUGUUUUGCCAAGACUGCUUGUCAAACUCCAUUUGUGAAAUUAGCAUAUUUACUUUUUUUUCUUGGUGCAAAUGGUAGUGAGAUGAUUCCCACAGAGACUUGUUGGAAGAUGCUGAUUUCUGUUUGUUACAUGGAAGAGUUAAGAUCAGCCUUUAUUCUAGUAACAUGUCAAUAUUUCGCUACUGGCCAGAGAUUGUGACUAAGUUAGACUUUUUUAAAUUAUUAUUAAAUAUGUACUAUAGAAUAAUUUCUUACUGUAUCCUCUGAAUGUAUAGGUUAUCUACAAUGGAGGUGUUCAAUGUCAGGGCUCAAUUUAUUUUGCAGCAUACUGUUAGCAAGAGAGAUCUGUUAAGUGCCACAAUUUUCUGGACAUCUUGUACUUGAUGAUACCUUUCACGAAUCGGUUGAUUUAAAACAUAGGGAAGACCUCAGUAAAGAGUAGGAGAAAGGCGCUAUCUUUUCAGUGGCAAAAUUACAUGUAUUUCUUUUCUAGCAUGCUUUUUGAAACUGUGCCUGGUUCACAGAUUUUUAGAAGCUUUAAUUUGACAGUGCAUGGUAACUUCUUGGUCUUUUGUUAGAGUAUUUAUGUCCGGUGCUAUUUCAUGUUUAUAGCUUUUGGAAUGCUCAGAAAACACAGUCUUUGCAUUAGUUACCAACAUGAUAGGAAACUGUUUUAUUGUUCUGAUCUGUAAAUCCUCCCGUAUGCUUGAUCAUUUUAAAGCCUAUACAGUAUCUGCAACAAAUUACAAAAUUGUCUAAACUACCAUUAAUGUCUCAGAGACACAGCAUGUCAGCCUAACAAUGAAUUAUCAGACAAUUUGUUUCUGCAUAUGAUAUGCCAUAUAAGAUGUUGUCUAGAUCAUUUAGCUACUGGCGACUUACUUUUCUGUGAAUGUUGCAAUGCUAGAGAAGCAAGAACCUGAUAAAUGCAAUUGCAACUCUUGGGGGUGCUUAUAUUAUAGUUUGGUGUGCUUCCUCACUCACUGAAACCCAUUCUUCCAUAUUGGUAACAAUCUGCAUAAUAAAAACAAAUCUCACCCAGCAGCUUAAUGUUAACUUCUCUAAAUAUAAAAUUAUAAUGCUCCAGAUUUUUACCCAGUAAUCAAGUAGGCCAAAUUCUACCCUCAGGUGCACACAGAGCUCCCACUAAAGUAAUCAGGCAUUGCAGACAUGUAUCCACAAGCAGAAUUUUUCUCGGUGGGAAGUAAAACCACAGGUAUAAAUUCAGCUAGGCAAUCUGGUAUCUUAACAGGAUGAUAACCACUGCUUAUGUAGCAAUGACUUCAGGGCAUACAUUAAUAGCGGUCCAGGACAUUGGUAAUGGGAUAUAGAGCCUAUAUUCCUGGGUUACUCAUUGGAAUGUUGAUGUAGACUGAUGUCACCAGCACAGAAAUCCACCACAAUAGGUGUAACUUUCUUUGGCAGUGUCAGCAAAAAAAAUCAAAGACUGGAUGGGGAAGGGAGACUUCUCUCCUGUCUCACCCUGAGAACUGGCUCCUCUAGGUUAGACGCAUAGGAUGAGCUGUGGUAAGCUUGAAGUGUCACUGACUUUGUGGUAUUUGUUCUGCUGCUAAACAGAGGACUUCACUUGCUCUAUCUCUAGUACAUCUUUCAUGAGCAUUACAUUCACUAGAAGUAUUCUGUUAGGAACAAAGGGACAAAUUCUCCCUUCACUCUGUGCACAGGGGUUACUAUGGACUAAAAGGGAAUUGUGUGAGCAUGCAAGGCAAAAUUAGACCCAAAACUAGUAGCAGCAAAGCGAACCUGCCUCUAAACAAACACCACAAAUCUCCUUCAGCAGGACUGUGUCAACCCAUAGAUUUGUGCAUUCCCUUUGCUUCUUCAGGGGCUCAUUAAUCUGGAACAUUGCGCACGAUCUAAUGCUCGGGGUUCCAGUGCAUAAGCCUUCAGAUUUAAGUUACUGCUACCAUGGGAUUUGCUUUGCUCUCAACUAAACAUGAACAGGAGAACAAGAUUAUAGAAGUCUAUGGGAUCAAAAAUGCUCCUGAAAGAGGAUUCUGGCUAUUGAUUGGUGUGGCAGUGUCUAUUGCUAUUAAAGCUAUUAUUAAUGGAUACAUUCGAGUACAUUGCACCGUUAUUGGUUUGCAAACACUGGUGGAAAAGCUCAUGGGAGGGCUUAUUAGGGCAGCAAAAACUGCAUGGUUUCCCUCACAGAGUUUCCUCCCUGUUCUUCAAUGGGGGGCAGAAUUCCCAGACUCAGCUAAGCAGGGGGGUACAGACCUGGGGUCCCAUUGAGCUCCACAACGCACAGAUUCUGGAGUCCCUCUGGGUGCCUGAUCCACACCCAAUCGAACCGGAACUGCUAUCGUUCCAUUUCAGUAGAAGCCUCUGUGGUGAAUUUCAUUCAAAAAAACACUUAGAAUGUGACCAUGAUCCUAUAAGACAUGGCCUUUCCAUACAGCAAUCAUUAUCGUAGUGGUACAUAUCAGUGUCCUUUAGAAAGUGCUGUUAUUUCAGGAAACAAAAGCCUUUGUUCAUUAAUCUCUGUACCGAUUGCAAUAAUUCAUCCAUUCUGGGGAAGAAUUCCCUCUAUCCUCCCCCCAAGGAAUUUCAGAUGGUUGGGUGAACUGGAAAUUCUUUUUAAAACCCUUAGAAAAAGUGUAUUAAUUUUUUCAAUCAUAACUCGCACUCCCCUUCCCUCUGCACAACGAUCUAGGGCUUUUUUUUUCCAUCUAGGUUUUUAUAAGGUCACCCAUCACUGUGGUAUCUGGGCAUCUACAGGCACUUUGACCCUUCUCAGUUGCAAGUCCUGCCUUUCCUUCUCUAGAAGAGACCCAAUCUCCUCUUAGCUCCCUUAAUUGCCCCGCAGUCCCCAGAACGCACCCACUUGCCUAAUCUGUUGCCAGCUCCCUCCCUGUUCUAGAACCAUGCUGGUUCCCUCCCUGACCCUGGCAGAUGUUAUCUCAACUAACCCAGCUCUCCCCUUUGGUUCAUUGCCCCAUAAUCAGCUUGAAAACUGGCAGAGGAGGUGGGCUGGGUGGAAACAUAUGAUAGGAAAGUUUGGGGGCAUCAGGGAGCAAGGUUAGUACUCUUUUCAGGGAAAACUCCAGAACCAUCUCCCAGUUACUCAAAUCCUCCCUGCUCCACAGAUUGGAGACCUUCCAUCUCUUAGAAACAGAUGGCUUCCAAAUAUUUUCUACUCUAGAAAAUGGUCAGUUUCCUAAGGGAGCCUUUCUCCAGGCUAAAACUUUGCAUGCACGUUCUUGGCUCAGAACUGAAUUGAUUGUGCAAAGUAUAUAAAUGUAUAUAUUCCAAGUUGUGCAUGGGGAAUUAGUGGAAAGCCUCUCACUGGCACUACCAGGAGCUGCUCUGGUAAGUUUCCACCUGCCACUUUUUAAACUGACACUGUUCAUGUUGAAGAUCCACUUAUAGUUGUCUUCAUACCAAAAACUGUACUAGUCCCUUUUGGAUGCAUUACAGUAUGCGGUGUGAUAGGGAGUCUUUCUGGACCCUCCAGUUCUGUGCCAAAAUGUACUGUGGUUUGAUGUUUGAAGAUUUUUUUUUUUUCAGUGAUUUCAGCUCCCACUGAAAUGAGCUACAUUUCAAUGGUGCAGUAGUGAGAGAGAGAGCUGGCCUUUUCUUCAAAAACAAAAAACCAAAUUAAGGGCCCAGUCCUGCACACAAAACCAAGUGAAGUCAAUUGGGACCUGUCUUGUCAGUGUGUUAUUGACAUAUGUACAGCUGUCAUUAAAUUGAACACACCUAAAUUUCUAUACAGUAUUGAGAUUCCAGAUAGGGCUCAAGCCAUACUAGACAAAAAAGCCAUUUCCCUAUAUUAUUGACUACAGGCCAAAUCAAUGCAAGUUGCAGAUACUCAAGACUUCCUCAGGAGUCAGCUCUAUAUUAAUAAUAAUUCGUACAUAGGACCAGAUCCUGAAGUCGGUAUGUGUUAAAACUGGCACUGAAGUCAAUCGGUGUUCUGCGUGAAUAAGGGUGGAGUAAAAGCUGAAUAAGGACUUUGGGAUUUGGCCCAUGGUGUCUUUAAUCUGAGAAUCUCAAAAUGCUUUACAAACAUUACCAGCUUGAUAUUGCUGCUCUUACUCCUGCUUAAUACCUUAUCCCAGAAAUAGUCCCAUUGAAAUUAAUAGGUCGAAGGAUGGAGUGCGCUGUAUUCUCAUUUCUAAUAUGCAUGCACUCCUCCCAUUGACUAGAUAGUUGAGCUCUAGCAAAUGUUAACUUUUCUAUGUCAGUAUAAAUGUCUGCAUUGCAUCUGAGAGAGUGAAUUUGUCUGAACACCUUUGGCUGGUGGCUGACGUCGGCCAGUCAACUUUCCAUCAUUUCCGCUGCUGUGUUUUCAUUAAAACUUCUAUUACCUUUCCCACUCACUGCGGUUAUAGAUUAUUUUUUCUUAUCACAUUUCUGAAGCAAACAAAGAAAACAACCUGAAAUAUCCAAGCAGAAACAAAUUAUGUUUAAAAAUAGGGCAAGUUAGAAAACAGGGACACUCAGCCAUACAAGGAUGUGACCUUUAUAAAACAGUCACAUUAGAAAACAGCUCGUUCUUUAAAUGGGCCUUAAUCAUAACACCUCAGCCAUGCUGGCAAGGAUGGCAAGUGAUCUAAGGUUCAAAUUAACUAGAGUCCUUCAAGCCACAUAAUCAAUCCCAGCAGCAUUGACUGACCCUUUCAUCACUCUGUGAUCGAUAAAUUCAAUACCAUCUAGUUUACUGUUGGGGGGAGGGGUAUCGUUCAGGUGAGACGUUAUCAAGUCUGGUCCUCUCCGCUCUACAAGACCUUUAAACAGCACAUACGUAGCGCUUCAAGUGCAGGGAUUUGUCCCAUUAUCCUUAACUGAAAGUUCCCCUUUCUCCCGUUGUUGUGCAGUGAGCUGUGUGCCAGUUGGAUGGUGCCCUAUGCCCCAGUGGUGGCUGGAUUUCAAUGGUGCUGUAGGUCUCUAAAUCAUGAAGCACCUGAGAGUCUUCAGAAUGAACGGUGCUACAUAAAAGUAAAAUAAUUCAUCUUAUCAGAGAGCCCAAACUAAGUAGGGUCAAGGCUGGCUAGACCUCCAAUAAAACAUGUGCUUCAGAAGGCAGUGUUGGUGGGUCAGAAGGUGGCUUUUCCCCUUUGAGACCCUGAACCAAUGCCCCAGCCUGGUGUUUGAGAGCACUGUGCUAUGGGUGGUGACAUCUUUCAGAUGAGUCAUAAAGCUGAGGUCCUGACCCCUUGUGGUCAUUAAAGAACUGAUGGCACAUUACACAAGAGUAGGUUAGAGCUGUCAACCUCAGGGUCUUGGCCAAACUCCAAUUUAGAAAUUAUAUGGUGCCUACCAAAAUUCCUCUUGUGUAUUUCAAGUAGGUAUGUUAUUCACUUCUUGUCCUAAAUGUCUGUGUACCGUUGCAAUGUACUGUUGUAAGCACCUGCCUUUCACUCUAGCAUUUGCUUGUAUAUCAGUGGUAGAUGAAGACAUUUGUGUGUGAGAGAGAAUUAUGCAUAUAAUAAGUCAAACUCCCAUCCUACAUUGCAUGGGUGCAACUACACAGCAAAGUAUGAUACUUUCCUAGUGCUCUUUUCAGCACUGUGUGGAGGGCCUGGCUAAUGUGUCUCCUGGUACUUUAUGGCCCCAAGGUGAUGUGGUCAGGACCCAUGCACCCCUCUAUACUGUGUCCUGCAUCACACAAUAGAGAGGUCUGGAUCUUGCUCGUUUUAGAGCAGCAUUAUGGUGCUCUGAAAAGAGUUCCCUCAGCCUCUUUGCACUAAUGAGAUGGCUACUGGACUAUACUUCAGUCCAGCUCAUCUGCAAGCCUUCCCCUUGUAAUACCACCUGCACAGAAUGAGUCUACUCAGAGCAAGAUUUUGAAUCUGUAAAGCAUUUUAAGACCCUCUGGGACAAAAGAUGCUUUAUAAAAUCAGAUAUUCUGUAUCUGAACAGUUCAUGUUCUGCGUCUUCUGUUUUUUACAUGUGAAAUGUUUUUGUUUUUUAUUUGUGUGAGUGAGUGAGAGAGAGAUGGACAGUAAAUAAAUGUACUGUAUAUCUUAUGAGAUGUGAAAUCAUGUCUGUAAUGAGAUCUCUUGCUAAUGUCAGUCAGCCUUCCCUGAUGCUAAGGGUUUGGCAAUAUGCAUUAUUGAAUUGAAUAGCUAAACCUCCAGCUCCACUUGCCCAAAAGGGCUUACCUUUGUACAUAGGUUAACAUUUUUUAAUGUUUGAUAUAAGAUCAUUGAAAGUAAUUUGUAAUUUAGAUGAGGGAGAAAUGGGCAUUCUAGAAAAAAAAUCAAUUCAAAUUAUAGGGUGGGGGCCAUUCAUAAAACAAACCAAAAGGCUUGGUGCAACACCCGUUGAAGUCCAGUAGAUUGGGCCCCAUUUUUUAGUUCUUAUUCAGACAUUAAACAAUUUGCCAUGAAUUUGCUACAUGUGAAUCUGAAGUGUAGAUCAUGUUGAACCUAAGCAGAAAAGCAAAAUGCAUGUAUGUAAUUGGGUACCAGCGUCUAUGUGCUUAAGUAGGGAAAGAUACCUCCCCAUCUCCAUCUCUGAAGACCUGGCAUGUUCUUACGUUUACUUCAGAAAAUAAAAGAUGAAAGAAUCCCAACGCCAAUGCUUGGGUGACACAGAAGAGCUAACACUGUAAAUGAGAAACGCUUGCUUGCUGCCUUCAUCCUUGUCCAAGUCUAUCAGUUACCUCUUUCAGAUUUCAGUAAAAGUUAUAUUUAUAAAGUUAUUAGGGAAAAACAAAAACCAGAGAGAAAGCCAUGAUGGAAAAAAUUCUUUCCGAGAAUAAAACAGAACUGUAGCAUGAAGACUUCAGAUUACAAAAUCUGCAGCAAACCCUUCCUGCAGAAAAAAGACAGUUUUUCGCUGUCAUCUUGUAAAACUAAUGAUGGUUUGAUUACUUGUUGGAGCUUUUUUAUUAGUAUUAGUAUUAUUUCUGUAUCUAGCACAGGAAGCUCUCAUAUGCCAUCUCUCAAUGAGGUUUCUAUGGAAAAGGUUACUUUAUUGGGAAACAAAAAUUGCACAACCAGAUAAUACUAUCCAGAGCACAAGGAGGUGAUGUCCUACUUUAUGCAACCAUCAUUUAAGUACUGGCUUUUGGGUUUAUAUAAGUGUUCUAGUUAUUUUAAAAUGAACAAUAUAUCUGGAACAUUUGUUUGCCCUUCUCAUUGUCCAUUUAAGCUUGUACAAACUGCACAAUAGUAAAAGCCACUGCACAGAAAAUAGGGGAAAUAUGGAUGAUUUAAAAGAUUAAGCAAUAGUUUAGCUCAAUGGGUACAAUUUUUGAAAGGGUGAUUUAGGAGCUGAAGGCCCUUUUUCAAAAGAGACUUAGGAGUCUACAUCUUAUUGAAAGACAUUGGGACUUAGGCACUUUUGAAAAAUCUUCCCCAAUAUCAAAACUGUUCAGAUCUUAAUGUUAUGGAGCAAGCUGUCUACUCCCAGGAAAUUCAAAGUUAAGGAGAAUAAUCUACUUUUAACUCACGCCUUAUUUAAUAUGAGAUACCAGCCUUAAUUUUAAAUGUAGCAGCUUUUGUCUAACUGUCACAACCUAAAUUCUGCUUUAAAAUAUUUUUAUUUCAUUUCCUUGUUUUCUUUUCUUUUUUUAAGUUUAAAAAGAAGGUUUUUCUUUCCGCAUAAUGUAUUCAGUCUGUUGGAUCUUUACGUGUUCAAUCAUAUAAUGAGAUCCUUAGCACAUUAUAAAUGCUAAAAUGUCUUAGGAAAAUUUCUGAAAACAUGUUCACUGAGUGCACUUUAGAAUAUUUUAACCCCCAAUCUCAGAUGUUAAGUCUUUUAAAAUCUCCAGUGAGAUUAGGAUUCAUGCCUUGCCAAAUGUCAUUUUGUAAAUCUAGUGUUAACAUUGUACAAAUACAAACCAGCGUUUGAAACCAGCAAGGAUUUUUUUUUCUUUAAUCUGAUUAGCCAGAUCUUCUUUUCAAGGGUAAAAUAACUUGCUUUUAGUUUGAGACUAUGUAUGCAAAGCUUCUGAGUGAAUUGUUAUAACCAAGUUAAGAAAUGGGGGAAACUGGGUUUAGAGAGAAAUUUAACUGCAGUAGUGCAAAAGGUAGACUUAUUUUAGGGCCUGAGCUAACUCCCACUCACAGCAAUGGGAAUCCUUCCACUGACUUCAGUGGGAGUUGGAUCAGGCCUAUAAUAUUUAAAAGUGUGCUAAAGCAGUGUGUCUUAGCCUUUUUGAUAGCAAGGACCGGCUUGCUGCCUUCCUAAACUGUGUCAGGAAGAUCCCAGGGACCGGCGCCGGCCCAUGGACUUGUCGUUGAGAAACAGUGUGCUAAAGGAUAUACUCUCCCCUCUCCCCAUAUGCAGAACUGUGGUUGGUAUCAAUGAGAGGCUCCCAUAAGGACUGAAGGGAGAAUAUGCCCUGAAGGCCCAAUCCUAUCAUCCUUGUGCAUAUUGGCCUUAAUUCAGCAAAGGCGCUUAAUUACGCAUAUGCUUAACGUGUGUGACUUUAAGCAUCCCUUUCCAGCAAAAUACUUAAGCAUGUGCUUAAGAUCCAUUGGUUUCAAUGGUACUUAAGCAUGUGUUUAAAAUUAAAGUUAAGCACAUACUUAAGAGUUUUGCUGAACAGAGAUGGGAUUAUUCAUGUACUUAAGUGUUCUGGUGAUUCAGGGCCUUCAAACUUCCAGUGAUUUCGCUGGAAGCAUCACACAUUUACAGGCUGCAGAAUCAGGCUCAAGUGUGGGUGUGAAGCAUUAUUAUGAAUUGGACUAGCCUGAGAAAACAAUGGCAAUUUUAAUUUCAGGAGAGUGACAUUCCAUGAACAUCCGUUUAGCUGGGAGGGUUAAUAUGUAAUAUUUACUAUAAUUACAUUUCAUCUUUUUUUUAAAAAAAACUCUCUCUUUGAGGCAGCACCUGAGUCCAGCAAGUAUGAAAUAAUGCCAAAAGACUUUAAAUACUUGCCCAUAUCGCCAAACCCUGCUAACUUGUCCAAACAGAAGUAGUCCCAUCAAAAUUAUGGAGAGCAAGAUUUGGCCCAUGGACUGUACAAAUUUACUGAUGUGUGAACACAAGUCCCAAUUCAGUUCAGUAAGACUGAUUACUUCCUGGAUAAAAGCACAUCCUGCCAAUUCACCCUGGUUGUAAAUGAACUGAAGUCAAAGGAGUUAUAGCAGAGAUGAAUUUAGCUCGCUGGGAGCAGUCCAGUAUGUAAGCAAAACUCCCAGUGAAGUCAAUAGGUGUUUUCCUUUGUAGGGACUGCAUAAUUGGGGCCACAUGAUGAACUAUAUUUAUCAGACAGACAGACCAUUCUUGUGUAAAUGCUGUUGGUAGCUUUGUGUGAAGGCCAAACAAAACAAAACAAAAUCAAACUUCAUGGGAACACACCAGAGAAUAAUAAACUUGCACCUUGCUAGGAUAGCUUUAUUAGUGUAUAUUAUAUGUAAAUUUCAAACCAGAGAAUACAUGUCGUUCACUGUACGUAUCUGGUUACUUAGGUGGCAGUGCUGUGCACUGCUGUUUAGGAGCUCCAGGUUCUUUAGUCUUGGGUUUCCAACUCUAAAGGUUGCUGGAGGCCAAGCACAUCAUCCUUGGGGCCAGUCAAAAAUAGGAGGGAUGGAGUGAUAGCCACCCACUACAAAAGUGGUUAUGACUAUGGAUCAGGACAGAGGUUGGCUUUGGAGAAGGUUGCUUGCCCACACUCCUGGCCAGUGGAUAAGAGCCUCCUUCAUAGUCAUGUAAAGUAGAAGGGAAGUUAUUGAGUUUCUGGUGGUCCACGUGGGUGGAGAACUCAAAAUCCUAUUUGAAUCAGUCUUUAAUAGGGACCUGGUGUGGUAAGAAGGAACCCAUGAUUUAAUGUAACACAGAAAAGACCACAACAAAACAGUGUGUAUAUACCUAUCUAUUUCCUAACGUCUCUGUAUUGAAUGGGUUUGAUCAUUUGUAAAAAAAAACCAACUGAUUGCUCAUGUUGUGUUACUGCUUUUAAUUUCUUUGCAUGAACUCUGGCAUAUAAUUCUUUAAGGGGGGAAAAAAAUUAUAUAUAUAUAUAUAUAUAAUAGCCUGCAAAAUAUUCUUGUUGGACAGCCAUGUUUUGUGCAAAUUGUAUAUUAUUGUUGUGAGCAAUAUUGGAAUAUGAACUUUUAUUAGUUGUUGGCAUUAAAAUAUGUUUUUAUUGAUAGUAAAUUUGUCAUAUUAUUUUUGGGUAUGUAGCAUGGGCUUUCAUAUUCAGAUGUGAGCACAACUACCGAAAGGGCCAUUUUCAGUGCAGUGAAAAUAUCACCAACUUUCACUAAACAAGCAGGCAUGCAAAUGACAUUCAUUUUUAUGCAAUUUACAAACUUAUUUAUUCAUGCCAAUUGACAGGCCUAUACUUUUUUAGGCUCGCUAUAGCAAUGCUUGACUUCAUCUUUGAAAAGAUCAUGCUGUUAGCCCCUUUUUAAAAAAUGGAACCAAUGCCCCAAUCCAGAAAAGCAUGUGCUUAACUUAAAACACGCAAGUAGGCCCCUUAACCUCAGUGAGACCACUCACAUGCUUAAAGUUAAGCAUCUGCUUAAAUGCUUUGCUGGAUCAGGCGCUAAAAAAUGUAGUUUUCUCUUGCCUUUGGAUAGUAAAUGCUUUAUUUUCAGCUUUUCAUGCAGCACAUUUUUCAGUUUAGGGACCUGUUUAAAGUGAAAUAUUAAUAUGGCUUUAUGAGAGCUACAGCAACUAUCUAGUCAUUUGGCACUUGACGUUUAUAACUUUUGGGUGGCUUGUAAACACCAUAAAUAGCUGUUUGCUCUAUGUUUACUUCUGGGAAAUGUGUUCUAUUGAUUUAAAAUGUUUAAAGUUAAUACAUUGACUGCCUUUUUUGUACAUUUGUUAUUUCAAAGGUUUGAUUUAAAUUAUAACAAUUGUAGUAUAUUUUCAGACUUUAAAUAAUAGCUGACAGUUCUGUAUUUGAGAGGCAAAGUUAUUAAUAAAUAUAGCAGAUUCAUAUUCUAAUCCUAUUUUAUACCGCUCCCUCCAAAGGUUUAUCAGAUUGCAAUGAAUACUCCGGAACAGCAGGUGGAGCUCUUUUGAGUGUGUUUAUGAACCAUCCCUGUUCAAUAAAAAUUUCAGUUUUUCUAGCUUA